Molecule: messenger RNA, 4085 nt
Organism: Solenopsis invicta (red fire ant)
Lineage: Eukaryota; Metazoa; Arthropoda; Insecta; Hymenoptera; Formicidae
Product: cationic amino acid transporter 4
Exons: 9
Coding region: 152-2077 (641 amino acids)
Biological process (GO): transmembrane transport; amino acid transport
Cellular component (GO): plasma membrane
Molecular function (GO): amino acid transmembrane transporter activity
Source: RefSeq, a predicted model, not a curated record
UGCGCACUCGCGGGAACAAUACAUCCCUUAUCCCUUUACAUCGCGAGCUGUACGACCCCAUCAGGCGUCUACUGCGAUUGCACGGUCCGCCGUGGCACGUCGUAGUCGACGAUUUUCUCGAAUGUCCGUGUAAUUACAACAAUCCGUCGUCAUGCCGUCGGUUCGCAGAAUGAUCCUGGGCCACGUUGUAUCCGGCCUGUACAACAAGAUGUGCCGUCGGAAGAAGCUGGAGGGCGACCUGCUCGAGACCCCGAUGAAGAGAUGUCUUUCCAUCUUAGACGUCACGUUACUCGGCGUAGGUCAUAUGGUCGGCGCUGGAAUUUACGUGUUGACGGGAAAGGUCGCGCGCGAUAUAGCUGGACCCGGGGUAUGCUUCAGCUUCCUCUUGGCUGGCUUCGCUGCUAUUUUGUCUGCGCUUUGUUACGCCGAGCUGGCCGCCCGAGUGCCAAAGGCAGGCAGCGCGUACGUCUACACUUACAUCUCCAUCGGUGAAUUUUGGGCCUUUAUUGUAGGAUGGAACCUUAUCUUGGAGCAUAUGAUCGGCGCGGCGUCUGUGGCGAGGGCUUGGAGCGGAUACGUGGACUCAUUGGUAGGCGGUGCAAUUAGCAAUUACACUCGUGAUGUGAUGAAUGGCUGGACCAUGGCAGAACCGCUGAGCGCCAUGCCGGAUUUCCUGGCUAGCGGAUUAUGCGUGGCUUACGCGAUGCUCUUGAUAUUAGGGGUGAAGAUCUCGGCGAAGGUGAACACGGUGCUGACUUUGCUCAACCUCAUGGUGAUGGCAGUGUUCGCCUAUUUGAGUUUUUUUUACGGGGACUUUACAAACAUUAUAGCCGGUGGUAUUCUGCCAUAUGGUUUCAGCGGCGUAGUCACAGGUGCGGCCACAUGUUUCUACGCCUACGUGGGCUUCGAUUCGAUUGCCUCUUCCGGGGAAGAGGCUCGUGAUCCAGGACGAAACAUUCCGCUGGCGACGAUACUCUCGAUGGGAACGGUAACUGUUGUAUACGUGUCGGUCAGCCUCGCUUUAGUAACUUACGUGCCAUAUUGGGAAAUUAAUCCCACUGCUGCUCUUCCGGAAGCUCUCGCGUCUAAGGGUAUCUCGUGGGCUAAAUACAUGGUGAGCGUGGGUGCUCUUUGCGGAAUGACGACGACUCUUUUCGGAUCCCUGUUCUCUCUCCCGAGGACAAUGUACUCCAUGGCAAACGACGGUCUGUUAUUCGGCUUCCUGGGUCGUAUCAGUGAGCGUACGCAAGUGCCGGUGGGCAAUAUCAUCUUAAGUGGACUGCUCAGUGCCUUAAUCGCACUAGUAUUCGAUCUCCAGCAUUUGGUAGAGUUUAUGUCGAUCGGAACUUUAAUUGCAUACACCAUCGUGGCGAUCAGCGUCAUCCUGCUAAGGUACAUGCCGGAGCAACAGCCAAUCGAUCAAUCCAAUGCCGAAACACCGAGCAGUAAUUGUUCCUCGCCAUCCACGGAAGAAGCGGACUCCAGCAGCAUUGCAUCUAUGAAAUCCGAACUGCUGUGCAGAGGAUCAGGCAGAUUCAAACCGCGAUACGCCUGGAUGGAGGACUGGCUGGAGGAUUAUGAUACUCGACAUAUCAUAAUCGCUUGUCUGUUUAUCUAUACGACAACCUGCGCUUUUCUUAGUACCUUUAUGUUGAUAGCAUUCGAAACAACGGUCCCGUUCACGAAAAGUGAUUACCUUUUUGCAGCGAGCUAUCUUCCGUUGCCCAUCGCAAGUCUUUUCGUAAUUUGCGCUCACAAGCAAAAUCCACCCAAUGGGAAAUUCCGAACACCAAUGGUACCCCUGUUACCGGCGUUAAGUAUUCUUUUCAAUGUGGCUCUGAUAAUGCAUCUGUCUUCAAUGACGUGGUUACGGUUUUUCAUAUGGAUGACAAUCGGAAUGAUGGUCUACUUUCUAUACGGCAUCCAUUAUAGUAAAGAAGCUACCGCUAAUCCAGACUCAUAUUCCGGCUUAAUGGCCACCACAGAAGCCGAAAAAGGCACAAAGUGGGGAUCUACAUUACGAGCAAGUUCGAAGAAUGACAAAGCACCUAUUUUGAGCCAGGAACUCGUUGAUUAGAAAUAAGUCAUAUAUUUUUAUCAAUUGUUUUCCUUAUCCAAUGCUCGCCAGUGGAGCCGCGGAAGUAGAGUUAAAUUUUAAAAUUAAAAUAAAGCAUUUAAGCAAUCAACAACGAAAUAUUGUAUGUAAGACUGUAUGCAAAGCGAGUUAUAACGCAGGUCAUUAUAACGCUAAUGCAACAGAAUGCAAGACAUUAAUCUUCAAUAGUUUUUUAAAAUUAUAAUUUUGAUGUUAUUAGUACAGAAUUAAUACAUUCGAUUACUUAAAUGCCACAAUAUGUUACUGUUUAAUAUGUAAGUCUGUAUUUUUUAUUUAUAUUUGCCACAUUUCCUACUUCGGCAGCUCCACUUUACAUGUUGCUUGAAAUUCAAAGUUUAUGGAGUAUAUUUUAUAAAUAUUGACCUUUAAAGAUUUUUUAACUCCGUGUAUUUUUGAAGUUUCCUCGAGAAAGUUUUGUCUGGUACAAAAUACUACUUUUGGUACUUAGCUUUAUCUUGUUCGACUACUUAUGAUAGCAAUUUCUAUGAUUUAAGCUUAUUUUACUUCUUAAAACGAUCAAUGAAGCAUUAUUCCUUCUUUCCUUUUUAAAUGACUAUUAUUAUCACAUAGUCGAAGAUCAAACGAUGUUUUACGAAAUAUUGCGUUCCGUAAAUAUUUGUUGCUAGUAACAAACUUAAAGAGAAAACAUAACACUUAUCCUGGUUUAUCUAUUAUGUAUAUUUUAUUACGCGUAAAUUUAAUUAUCGACGAAAAUUGUUAUUUCUCUUUCAUUUUAUGUAAUUUUAUUUUAGCACAAGUCGAUUAAGAAUAUGACAGCAAUGAAAAGUAUUCUUUCCAUUGUCAUGGCAAGAAUGAUCAAACUAUUUUGUUAUCAAUUACACAUAAAAUUCUAUAAUUAUUUACAUAAUUUGACAUAAACUUAUGUUCGUAUGAUCGAAUCUAAAAUUGUGCUUGGAAACGCAUAAGUACAUGUAAUGGAAAAAUGAAGAAGAAUUUAUUAAUCUCACAGACCCAUUCUUAUUACCGCAAUUAUUUAUAUUAAAAUAAUUUAUAUAUUUUUUUUAAACAUAUAUAUUAUAUAUAUGUUUAAAACGCAUAUAUAUUUCAUUCUCUUAAUUCAAUAGUUGGUUUAUAAAAUAAAUAGUAAAGUAGCGAAGGAAUAAUCAGAGUGCAAUACGCUUCGCGGAAAAGAUUUAUUCUGAAGAACCAAGAACGUUAUAUUAUAGGUAUAAUAUAUACUCUUUGCGUGAUAGUGUAUUAUUAUUUACUAUUUAUAAUUUAUGUGUAUUAUAUACGUAUUGUGCGUGACAAGUAUAAUCACAUGGUGUUACGUAGAAAAUAUCCAUAUAAAAAUAUACGUAAUAUCGAUGUGUUAACGAUAGAUAUUGAAAAUGCUAUAAAACAAAAGGCAUGUUUAAACGACAUAUAGUUUAGUUGAAUUCAUUUAUUAAGAGUCGUUUAUACCCUUGUAAAACUAAAUGAUAAAUAUAUAGCAAUGCAAGUCUUCAAAACAACAUAGAUGAUGUAUAUUCCGCAACUGAUGAUUAUUAUUACAAUUAAGACGCGUCUUGUAUGAAGCGAGAGAUCUCGAGAACAAGAACAUUGAUAAAUGAUUAGAAAAACCAGUCCAUUUACUUACAAAAAUAUUUCUUAGCGAGUAAUUCUCUGCAUCAAUUCUUCUCGUCAAUCACUAAAAAUCGAAUUCCUGCAUGUAGACGUAAAAUUGUGUGACUGAAAAUUUAUAUCCCUUACAGUGAUACAAACUCAUGCAAUCAAUUCUUGUUAUUGUAGUGCACGAUAUUAUCCUCAUACAAUACAUUAAUCGUUAUAACAUCAACGCGCGAAUGACAUCUGUCCACACAGAGAUAUUUAAAAAUGCGAUUAUUUACUUGAUUACACAUACCCAUGCUUGAUGAUUCAUGAUUUUCAUGGCUGUGAUUAUGCUUAUUUCUCUAUUAUUGCCGUCAGGAAGGUAUAACAGUUCAAAUAAAACAUGUAUCAGCUCCAA